GACUUGUUCUCGUCUCGUGUCCCUUCUCGUGCCAACUCAAAAUGAACGCGGCAGGAGUGAAGAAGGCAAAUCUAUUCCGAGACACCUCUCCAACUCCUCCUGAGGCCGACCUACGCGAUGUUCUCGACGCGUUAUACAACGAUCAGGCACACACGCCGCCAACAACGGAAAAGGAGAUCAGAGACGACAUACGCGCAGCAUCUCCAUCUAAAGCACGCGGCCUAGAUGACAAUAUUGACAGAGUCCUGCAAGCAGAAACCGCUCAGCUUACAACUCACCCGACAAGGAUCCACAACCGAAGCCUACGUCUUGGAUACUGUCUAGCCCAUUUCCGCGAGUCGCUCUCCACGCCGUUACCAAGAAAAUAUACAAAGAAUAGAAUCGCAGAGUUGGCCUGGUGGCCAAUAUCUUGGUGUUCGACGUUUCUGGUGCCUUCGAUGACAUCUCGCAUGUUCGCCUGCUCGAUAACCUGCAUAAAAGGCGAGUGGAUGAGAAGAUAGUCAAGUGGAUCGCAAGCCUCCUCAGUAACAUAUACACGAGCACAACUAUCGACGGCACAGGCAAAUUGAUAUCAAAAGUUUGAUCCGGAUCCUAUAGGGCUGGAUAGAACCAACAGCGACUCGCAAGUACCUCGGGCUGACCAUGGACCCCAAGCUGCACUAGAGGGGACACAGAAGAGAUAAAGCAGAAGGCGACAAAGACAGUGACUGCGCUCAGCUAACU
Messenger RNA from Bipolaris sorokiniana ND90Pr, 723 nucleotides. RefSeq lists its product as uncharacterized. Lineage: Eukaryota; Fungi; Ascomycota; Dothideomycetes; Pleosporales; Pleosporaceae. The coding region runs from base 42 to 500 and encodes 152 amino acids. The record is from RefSeq and is a predicted model, not a curated record. The transcript has a single exon.